Messenger RNA from Trypanosoma theileri, 4083 nucleotides. Its product is annotated as putative helicase. Lineage: Eukaryota; Euglenozoa; Kinetoplastea; Trypanosomatida; Trypanosomatidae. Bases 1 to 4083 code for a protein of 1360 amino acids. The record is from RefSeq and is a predicted model, not a curated record. The transcript has a single exon.
AUGCAACACGCUGUGCACGCAAGUGGUGAUAAGAAGAAAACAACCCACACAAAUGGUGCAAAGAAGAGGCUUGAGGAGAAGGUGCUAAGUGUAAUGGAGCAGUAUCCCAUGGCUCGUAAACCCGUGUUUUCUCAGUCAAAAGACGUGGAAGUUAAGAAACAACAAACGGGAGGAUUACCGCGAUAUCGUACCUGGAGUGCAUUGGCGGCACACCACACAGGGGAACACUCCACUCCAUUUGCUGAGGCUGCGCAUACGAGCCCAUCGCCUGGGAAUAAUAAUGAGUCUAGGGAGGAACAUAUUCCUCAAUCUUACGCUCGAAUGGGACUAGUGGAAAGAAUUAGGGCUGAAACUUUACGACGGGCACAUAUGUUGAUUGAACAACAAUUGCGUCUCCGAAGAGCUGAGGCAGAUUUUAUGCGUUGGGCAUCUAGUACAAAAGAUGAUCAAGAGAAGGAGAAAAUGGCUAAACAAGAUAUGAAUAAAAUGUCAGAUGAACAAACCACAAAUGUAACCGUAGUCAAUACUUCCUCGUUAAUAGAUCCUUCCGUAACUAAGAGUAAUCAUAAUGAAGAAGAAGGAAAAAUUAGGCCUUUAGUUGAUAUUCGUAGUAUAAAAGGUAUACAAUCACGAACACGAUUUCCUCUUCUUUCCACGGAUGAAGAUUCAGAUCAACGGCGUCAAUAUUUUAUAGGAGGACCUCUUAGAGGACUUCUUGAACGUCCAUAUGGAACUUUGGGAACUGAUGAUGAAAAGAAUACCUUAUAUGUUAAUAGUUCAAAAGGAGUAGGAGGAGUUGCUCCAUUAAAUGAUCGUAGUAUGUUACCCACAUUUCAAGUUGGUUUAUCUCAUUCUCGUGAACCUUUAUCAUUACCGCCAGCCACUUCCCCUGAAGGAGUGACGGAUAAAACUGCUGAUAUGUCUGUACGUCGUCUUGUUGGUGUACCCAAUCAUAAUAGAGGUCUCUAUGCAGCUCUUAUUACGGAGUGGAGAAAAGCAAGUAGGGCUAAGGCAUUGACGCGAAUGCUUCUCCGUAGUCGAGCACGUCCAUCAACAUGGUGGAGGUUGGCAGGAUCUCGUGAAGGAAUGUUAACCGCCGCAAGGGCUUUAGGUCUUGAUUCUGCUACUUAUCAAGCAUUGGUUACCCGUUUUAUGAGAACAAAGAAAGGUGAUAAAUGGACAGCCGCAGUAGCAGAAGCAAUGGCAGCAGCAACAGGAGGAGAAGCAGCAAUGACAGCAGCGGGAAUAGAUUCAACUCCAGGAACAACUGGAGGAGUUGGUUCUGGAAUACACUCUCUGUUAGAAGGAGAUGAGGAAUUAAUGGGUAUGUUGCAAUUGGCGCGGCAAAUAGGUCGAUUAGAGAUGACUGGUGCAGUCUCUUCAGAAGAAAUUGCCCGAUUAUUAGAACAAGAUGAAGAUACAAUGAGGCAACAACUAGAACAACUUUCGAAAUCAGAGGAAGUGCAAAAGCAAGCGGGAUUAUUAUUCUCUGCAUCUGAACAAAUGAUGGCUGGAAUGGAUGAUGCAUCAUUUCAUGAAUUAGCGAAAUCGUUAUUACAGGAGAAACGACGAGCUGCUUUAUCAGCGAGGGAGCAUCGUAAAGGUGAAAAGGGUACUUUGCAAGAUGGAACCACAUCUCCUUGGGAAAAACGUCCUGAUUCACAUGGUAGUACUGAUUCUUUUACAGGACUAAAAGAAUGUUUACCUUUACUCAUUAGACCAGGAGCCGAAGGUGGUGAGCAAAUGACAGAGGAAGAAGCUGCUAUUUACUGGGGUACCAUGAGUAAAAGUGAGCAACAAGCAAUAAUAGCUGCAGCAAAAGCAAAAGCAGCAUGUUCUUCAACUAUACUUGGUAGUGAUGAAAAUAGUGAUGAUAUCACUGUUGAAGAUAAUGUAGGAGGUACUAGAAUAAGUUCAGCAGAUAUUUAUGCACGUCUUCCUCCACUAAGAGGAUUAGAUGAAGGAAAGGCAUAUGAAUUAGGUACUCCAGGUAUACGCAAAGGACGAAAGGUUCAUUCAGCAUAUCCUAAUGCAUAUUAUACUGGUGACUCUCGUCAUGGAGCGGCUUCCAUUGAUGAAGAUGCAUUUGGUAAAACCAAGAAACCCAGUGAAAUGAAAGAAUUACUACCAUCUAGUGCGGGAGAAAAAGAUGGACGAGGAAAGAAAGAGGAUGGUACCUUAUCACCAGAUGAUGAUGAAAAGGAUAAUACAUACCGAGGUCCAGAAUGGUGGAAGAAGAAAACACCACCAUCACGCGGUAAAGCCGAUCGACACUCUGCUGGAGUGAGAGAUAAUGCAACUACAGAUGAUCGUAGUGGUACGUCUGGCAGUAAUGUAUUUGAUGCUGUAGUGCCGGGAGCGGAUUUGGUGGAAGUAUUCACACCACCACGUCAACGUCGUCGUCCAAAGCGGCUACAGGAAGAUGAAGAAGAAAGAUUGGGUGAUGAUUCUCGCUCGACUAGACCAGGAACACGAGGAAAGGGAGAUGCACUGCCACCAAGUUGGACAGUUGAGAAGAUACGUACUGGAUCCGCACGGGAAAUGUCUAGAAAAUUUGUUCGUUAUGCAUAUGAUGGUUUACCACGUAAGAAGAGUAAAGAUACGGGAAAGGAAGGGAUUUCACGUGGAAAGAGUCGCUGGAAGGUACCAGACUUUGCUCAUAUACCAAAGAGUGCAAAACGUGUGGUUCGACAAUUAGAUGAUGUGAGCUGUAGCGAUGACGAUGAUAAUGAGCUUAGCAGUUUCUUUGAUAAUGAUGAUGAAGACUUAAUGCUAUUUCUUGCAACAUUUCCAGAAGAAGAACAUCAUGUGCGUCUUCGUAAUGAGGCAAAGGGAGUUUUAGGAGAACUUGCGGAUGCUAGUAGUUUAUUAUUAAACUACGCUGCUAAAGUACGAGCACGAGAACAACAACAACAGCAAGAAGGCCUCUUUGUACCACAAAAUCACCGCUCAAGUCAUCCUUCUCUUUCCGCAAAUGCAGAAGAGGAACAAAUGAUGCAAAUGAAAAUUAAUGCUGAAGAACUUCGCCGUCGUUUUGAACAAGAAGCUCGUGAGGAGUAUUCAGAUAUAUGGCAAACACUCUUACAACUACGGAAGCAAGUAGAAGAACAGGAUACAUUUCUUGAUGAUUGUGAAUUAGAUGUUCAACGAUUAUCAAGAGCAGCGGUUGGUGAAGAGCGUGACGCCUUUGCUUUACGUCUUACACGAGACGUUAAUGAAUAUGCAAAAACACACCGUCUUGAUAUUCGUCAACUACAAGUUGGUACAGAUGUAAAGCGUGAUUAUGAUGUUGCGGUACGAUCAUUUCUUCAGAGUUUUGCUCUCACAAGAGGACGACGUGUGGGUCGAGAUGUGGGUUGUCAAUGCACCCCAGAGGAUCUUGGCUAUGUCGAUCCACAGAUAAGGCGUACAGAAGAAGAUUUAGAGGAUUUGUACUUUCACGCUCGUGGACUUUUUGACGCUAUAAAACUUGCCAUUAUUGCUGUAGGUAAUGUGAUGAGCUUUCAUUCUUCAUUAGAACUGGAAUCCACAUGUAAGCGAUGUUUUUACAUAUUUGAGAGUCCACGUACAUUAUGGCCAUGUGGACAUACAUUCUGUCAACAGUGUCUUUCAGAUCUCUGUACACCGCAGGGGGAAAUAAUUUGUGAUGAGUGUUGUUCCCUGUGUGAAGUUGGUUAUACACCCAAUCUCUCACUUGAACUUCUCGCCAGUUAUCAAAUCGUCCAACACCAUCCUUAUGACGAUGAUGAUGAUGAUUAUGAAGAAGAAGAAGUCUCUAGUGGCUUGCAACGACGGACCAUUGAAGGGGUAUUAGCUGCACUGUUAAAAGAUCUCAUGAGUACACAGAGUUCCUUUGGGAAUACCAAGAGAUCAGGAGGAAUAGGGGGAAUGUCUACCACAACAGGAAAAUUUCGUAGUACUCUACAGCCAAUGUCAUCUCCAUCAGAACCAGUAAAGAUAGCUCCUUCUCUACCACCAGUAGUAGUAGCAGCAGAAGAGGCAAAAAAGGAAAAAGAGGCUGCUAAGACGGAAGUUGUUACUGAAGUUGCUCCUACAAGUAGUGCAACACAACCAAUGAUUUAG